GGUCUUCCUAGGUACCGCAACUUACAAGUGCCGUGCUUCUUAGCAUGGUAGGGAAAACCCUGGAAAGUUCGAGUGGAAUGGUGAUUUUACUUGUUUCAUUGUUGUUUCUCCCGACAAGAAUAUUAAGCCAACACUCAGAUACUGUUGUUGGUUGUGGUGGUUUUAUAAGAUGGAAAACCGAUUCUUCCUAUUCUGCACUUGACUUUAAAAAGCUGAAAAUAAGUUUGUUUUCAGAAACUACUGGCACUCUAAAAGAUGUAACCGAUGUUCUCCCUAACGGGGCGUAUUCUGUUCCGUUAUACGAUGAGGGCGUCUACAGAAUUAGGUUAACUACGCCUAAAGGCUGGCAUAUCGAACCGUCAGAUGGUUACCUUCUAGACCUUGAGAAAGAACCGAAAGCUUGUCUCAAAGAUUUUGACUUCAGUAUUGUUGGAUUCUCAAUUUUCGGACAGGUAACUACUUCUGGAAUGCAAACUGGCCCACCAAAUUUAUCUGUCCGAUUAACUGAUCCAACCACUCAUAAGCAAAUACUUCAUAAUUUUACCCAAAAUCAGGGUUAUUUCACAAUAUCUCCUGUGACCCCUGGUAGCUAUUUACUCACCAUCAGCAAUCAAAACCAUGGUGAUAAAGAUCAUGCAAGAGCAUCUAUCAAUGUUACAGUCCAAUCAGAUAGUAUCGACUUGUCGGAACCAAUCAUUUUACUAGGUCAUUUCCUUCGUGGACGUGUGGUAGAUUUCAAUCAUAAUCCUCUAGUGGAUGCAAAAGUUUUCCUAUUAUGUGAUAAAGAUAAAACAGUGCCGAAAUCCUCUCUUACCCUUGACAAGUCAGUACAUUCAUAUAUAGUCGAAACACUUGGUGAAAUUCAUCACAAAUUUUCAACAGUACAAGAGUCUUCAACGGACUCAGAUGGCUAUUUUACAUUUGACCGUCUUCCGGGUGGCAAUUAUAUUCUUGUGCCUUCGUAUACACCUAAGAAGUCCAGGGUCGUUUUUUCAUUUACUCCGAAAUUCCUCCCGAUGGCAAUGGAACACACAGAUGUGGAUCUCGGACCUAAUACAUUUACUUUACAAAGCUUCAAGCUAAAUCCAGGACGUGUUACUUGGCCCAAUGGUGCUCCAAUAGCGUCAGCCAAGAUUACAAUUACAACUGGUAAUUCACAACAAUCUGUAGUAACAGAUGCUAAUGGUUUCUAUCAAUUGAAUGAUUUAACUACUGGGGAAUAUAAAUUUCAGAUUGAUGCAGAAAACUCUUUCUUUGAAACUCGUUCGAUAAAUCUAAACUAUGCACUAGAAUCUCUUCCCAACUUAAUUCCUGACAAAGUCUCGGUAUGUGGAAAUUUGAUACCAGCUGAUACAUCAAAUCUAAAACUUAAAGUAAACAUCAUUGUUCGUAGUGUCGCCAACAAUUCUGAAAUCAGCCGUAUUCAAACAAAUCUAGAAAAUGGAAUAUUUAAAUUCUGUACUUUUCUUAGUCCUGAACGUUAUUCAUUGCAUCCACAUGUUUCAGUACUGGAUGUUGAUCAACAAUCUGACGAAAUACUACGAUUUGCUCCUUCAGAAAUUAUGGUUGAUCUAACUGAAUCACCUGUGUCUAAUGUAACAUUUUCUCAGUUUCGUGCUAAAUUAUUUGGUAGAAUUAAUUGUUUACUUCCAUGCUCCUAUCACAAGACAUCAUUUUAUGCUCAAUUGACUUCAUUGCAUUCAAAUACAGUUGAACCAAAAUUAUAUGAAUUUGUACCUAGUAAAACUGACUUGCAUGUUGCUUUUUUCAAAGCCGAGGAUAUGCUUCCUGGUGAUUAUGCUAUUCAGGUUGUUUUCUAUACGGGUUCUUCACUUACCACAAUAGAUAGUUGGUGUUGGGAUCACUAUAAAAAACCAGAUGGUGAGGAAUUCCAACAGCUUGAAUCUUCCAAGAGAAUAUUUCGUAUACGUUCUGAUGAUUUACAUUAUGAAAAUGAAUCAGCUCUUGAUUUUCAUCAAACUGGUUUUCUUAUUCCAAUACAUUUUGAAUUACCGAAUUAUGUUACAAGAGUGCCUGCCGUGCUUUUAUAUGCCUCGAAUUCUUUCAAAGAAAAUAAUAAGACAAUUAAAAGUUCCAUGGUAUGGAAUUUGACUAAAACAUGCAACAAAAUUUGUCUUCCUUCACCUACGAAAGUUUACAAAAUCAGCUUGUCUAGUACAUGUUCACAAGUUAAACUUAUACAGACCACUGAAAUCAAUCCAUCCAGAGAUUGUCACCUUACAUUGCAUUCUAGCAUUCUAAUUCGCAUCGGCAUAGAAAAGCUUCCUUUUAUAAUUCAUUUAAAACUUGAUAAAGUGGCUGAGAAGUUUUCCGAGGAUUUAAAAGAACUUAUUGACACUCCUUACCCAUUUCAAGUGGAUGAUUUCGAUGUUAACUCAUCUGUAACACCUCAAUCACAAAUAGUUGAAACAUUUUGGCUUAAGAAUUCUCAAAGCAUCGAAUCUGUAUCAUCUGCAUUAGGAGUGUUUUGGACUAAUAUCAAAAACACCAUUCGUAUUACUCCUAAACCAUUGAAUUUCAAACAAAAUCAUAUGAUUCAAUUAAUAACCUAUCCAUCUAGUCAAGAUAUUGAUCUACAAUCCAAUGUCAAACAACACCAACAACAAUUUGAUGAUACAUGUAGUUUAGUUAUGCCAAUGAUUGAACCUCUUAAAUCUACUGUAAAUGAUGUACAAUCAUUAUGCACAUCACUUUUUGUUGGACAGGAUAUUGAAUUCACUCUGACAAUUGCUGCUAAUCUAAGAGGUCUUAUCGAUCCACCUACUGAGAAGGUUGUUAUUGAAUUGUUCAAGAAACUACCGCACCAUUCAGAAACUGUUUCCAUGUCUAAUCAAUUCGAUCAUCUGCUUCUACCUGUAAAUAAUGAAUCUCAGUCAUUAAAUAAAACUGAAGAAGAGAGAAAUUCAUCUAAACCAAUUGUAAUCACUCAAUCGGAUAGUCAAGGUUUAUUCUUUUUCAAUAGUCUAUCAUUAGAUGAUCAUGAAGCAUUCAAUAUUAAAUCGAUAUCAGAUAUUUCUAAAAUGUAUGACAUAUCCUUAUCUAAAGCUGGUUAUAAAUUUGAAAUGAUUAAUAAAACAGAUAUUAAACAACAGCAACAUCAACAACAACAAGUGAGAAAUUUCGAUUGGUAUGUAAAAUCAACUAAACUGUCGCUUGUUGAAGUAUUUGUCUAUAAAUAUCCUAUUUCAAAGGAUUCACGUCAACCAUUGUCAGCUGUUUUAAUAUCUAUCAUUGGUGAAGGACAUCGUGCAAAUCAUUUAACAAACGAUGAUGGUGUUGUACGCUUUAUCGGUUUAUCUCCAGGACAGUAUUAUGUACGUCCAAUGAUGAAAGAGUACUCAUUUACAGUGCAAUCACCUGACCAGUCUGAAUCCGGACAAGCUAUUCCUGUACAAGUUGUAGAAGGGAAAUCGUCUAUCAUCACAUUAUCUGCACUCCGAAUUGCCUUCUCUGUCUCAGGGGUUGUUACUUCACUAGCUGGUAUCCCAGAAUCUGGUGUUCUAGUUGAAGCUUCCUGGUUGCCGGGAACACAAAAUACAGUACAUAAUGACUUGUUGAAUUUCAAAUCAAAUCAUAACAUGACUUGUCAACUUCGACAUGAUCAAAUCAAUAUUAUUCCACGGGAACAAUCUGUAACUGAUUCAAAUGGUAUUUUUCGUAUAAGAGGUCUUAUGCCAGGUUGUGUAUACCGAAUCUCUGUACAUACAAAUCCUAACUUUGUACCAAAUCUUGUAUUGAAUCAACUGACAAAAGAGUCAAAUAGAUUAUCUUCUCGCGGUGAUGUUGAACACGCAAUUCCUGAUCAUGUGAAUUUACAGAUGUUAAACUCGGACACAGAUGGAUUACACUUUUAUAUAAUUCGUCACCUGUGUACUGCUAUGAUUACCGUUCAUGUACAGACACCGGAUAAUUAUCUGCCUACUUUACAAUUAUCUGUAUUUCCUGUUGGUCAACCAGAAAAUAUUAUUGCUAAACAUGACUUUGGUUUAGAUUCUUCAUUAUUCACUUUGUCCGGAUCAAAACUUGUCUCAAUGAUUGGACGAGAACAUGUGAUACGCUUAACAUCUGAUUUGAAACCUAAUUUUUAUCACAAUAUUAAUGCGCAAACUAUUAUUUUCAAACCGAAAUGGAAUGUUAGUGAGCGAUUUAAUUUUCAAUUCAUUCCUAAACUACGUAAUACAUUGAAUGAUUAGGUUCAACUUCUCAAUCUUGGAUCGGCUCACCUGUUUUGGCUUGCUAUUUUACUUCUAGAAUUGAAUAUUCGAAUAUUUCUUGUUUUGAUCUUUAAGAAAAUUGUUAAUUUUUGUAUAAUCUAAUGUAUAUUUUUUCCUUGUGAUACAAUCUAGGCCCUUUAUAAAUAUGUGCAACUUGUUUUUAUUUUAUCAAAAAGAAAAAAAAUUUACUUACAACUGUCUAGUUGUUUGUAAUUUUGUUGUAAAAAAUGUAUGCCGUAGUAACUAAUCGUGUAAUUGUAGUUUUAUUUGUGUAAAUCUAAUUUUUUUUUGUAACCUAAAUGUGUCUGUUACUUGUUUAUGUUUUUCUUCAUGAUAUGUUUUAUUUUGUCACAAGUCUACUUAUCUUUUAUGACGCGUGAUCUUACUUUUCAAUUUGGAGAUGAACAAUGGAAUGUGUCAUGAACAUGAAUGAAUCUUCUGUUUUUUUUUUUAUGUACCUAGGCUAACUACAUUUUGAGCAAUGACAUUUAUGAGAAGUCAAAUACAAAUAGUAUUUAUUUCA
Schistosoma turkestanicum is the source of this 4758-nucleotide messenger RNA. NCBI's taxonomy places the organism in Eukaryota, Metazoa, Platyhelminthes, Trematoda, Strigeidida, Schistosomatidae. The record is from the annotation of a GenBank genome assembly.